UGGUGGUGAUGAUGAGGAGAGGAAGAAGAAGAUGAGAUGAUGAAAAUGAUGAUGAAAGGAAAGAGAGAAAGAAGAAGAAGAAAAAGAAAAAGAGAGAGAGAAACAGAGAAAAAGGGGGGAGAGUAGAAGGAGGAGUUUACCCAAUGGAGGAAAAGCUUAAAGGGAGGAGUUUAACUCGUGUUACAUGGAGAGUAGAAUGUGAAAAAUGGGAGGAGAUUGAAAGGUGAAAAUGAAUUUGUAUUGGUUGAUUUUUGGAGAAAAUAAAAGAAAUGUUUCUUUUUCUCUUUCUUCUCUCUCUCUUUAUCCUCCUCCUUCUUUUUUCUUCUUCUUCUUUUCUUCUUCAUCAUCCUCAUCAUCAACUCUCCUCAUCCUUUUUUUAUCCAAUUUUCAUAUGACCUCUUAAACCAAAACGUUCUCUCAACGUUUAGAAUUUGUUUCUUUCUUUUUUUCCUUUUUUUCCUAAUUUUUUUCUUCGUCCUCUUCAUCCUCAUCUUCUUCUCAUAUAUUCAGUGUGAUAAUAAUUUUUAUUAUUGACACGUUGAUGAUUGACAGAUAUCAUCAACUUUAUCAUCUUCAUCAUCUUUAUCUUCAUCUAAAUCUAGUUAAUCAACUUUUCCCUUCAUUUUUAUUUUCAUUGUUUUAACUUUUCAAACAAUCAACUUAAAUCUAUUAACCUGAUUAUCCAAUUCUAGUGGAUUAAGACAAAAUAUCAAAAUUUCCUUUUAAUCAAUUAAUCAAUUAUUGGUCUAAUUGUUUGUUUAAUUGUUACUUCUUCUUCUUGGAUUAUAAUUAAUUCAAUCAAUGAUAUUAAUCUUAUCAUCUAGAUGCUUAUUACCAAUUUGGAUUUAGUUAUGACCUCAGGUUUGAGGAAAAGUGGUAACAGUAAUAAUAAUAGUAAUUUAAACAAUUCGAGUAGUGGUCAUCAUAUUGUCCAUCCUCAUCCUCAUCAUCAUUCUCACCAUCAUCAUCAUCAUCAUCAUCUAAAUCAUCGUAGUAAAGGUUCAUCAAUGUCCACACAAUCAACUCGCUCAGGAACCAGGGGUCAACCUUUAACCUCUUCCAAUGGGAACAAUGUUAAUAAUAGUAAAUCAGUUUCCAAUAAUAGUAAUCGACCUUCAACCGACUUUUCAAUUGAAGCGAUUAUGGGUCGUUCCAAUGGCGAUUCAAUUGUUAACAAUCAGUUAAUUGGUUCACCACAAUCUCAGCUUAAUCAUAAUCUACAUCAUCUUAAUUCCCAACAACAAUUAACCUCUUUUCGAGGUUCGUCUUCAUCACCUCCCUUUGUACCUUCACUGGUUUUACCUUUAACUGGACUCAAUUCAUCUUCAUCUUCAACAAUCAAUUCAAAAUCAUCAACUUCAGUCUCGGUUAAUCAUCACAACAACAACAACAACAAUCAUCAUCAUCAUGCUAAUCAUUCACCUCCACCGAUUUCCCCUCCGUCGAUUGAUGUUGAUUACAAUUCGUCUUCCCCACCGCCAAUGGAGGCUUCUUAUGAUUCCCACUCACCUAUUCGGUCACCGGCCACCAGUCGAUCGCCGAUAACUCGAUCACCUCCUUUACGAUCUCCAUCAAUCAGUGAACUCGAACGUCCAAUGUCCGGUACUUUGGACAGGACACCUUCACCUUCACCUUCCACCGGGUCAACUAAAGAUGGUUCAUCUUCAUCUUGUGGUCCUAAUCCAUAUGCGGAUGCGAUUAAGCCCAAAUGUAAUUGUGAAGAAUUGGCUGGAAUUAAAUGUCACCUUGAGAAUAAAGAUCUUUGGGAUAAAUUCAAUGAACUUGGAACUGAAAUGAUUAUCACCAAAUCUGGAAGACGGAUGUUUCCAACAGUUCGAGUCUCUUUUACUGGAAUCGAUGUGAAUGUUAAAUAUUUGGUUCUAAUGGACAUCGUUCCCGUGGACAAUAAACGUUACCGUUAUGCUUAUCACCGGUCAUCUUGGCUUGUAGCGGGCAAGGCUGACCCUCCCUCACCCGCUCGACUUUACCUUCACCCAGAUGCACCCUAUUCAGCUGACCAGUUGAGGAAACAAGUGAUUACCUUUGAGAAAGUUAAACUGACCAACAACGAGAUGGACAGAUCUGGACAUAUUGUAUUAAAUUCAAUGCACAAAUAUCAACCUCGAAUUCAUCUGAUCAUAUAUCGUGAAGGAAUUACUUUCAAUUCAACCUUCAUCGCAAUGGAAUCAGAACGUUUUAGAACCUUCGUCUUUCCUGAGACCGUUUUCACAGCCGUAACUGCCUAUCAGAAUCAAUUGAUAACCAAAUUGAAAAUUGACAGUAAUCCAUUUGCCAAAGGAUUCCGAGACUCAUCUAGACUCAGUGACCUGGAAAGGGAAACUAUGGAAUCGCUGAUAAAUGACCCUUGUUAUGGACGAAGUCCAAUGAUAUCGCCUUACCUGAUUGAAGAUACAGCGAACAUGUUGCUGAGAGAAAGAGCAAUUCUUAUGGGUCAUCCUCCACCUCCACCUCAUCAUAUUCACCAUCAUUCCGGUGGUUCACCUAAUCCACAUCAUCAUCCCCAUCACCAUCAAGCAUCACCUCAUCAUCAUCCCUCUGGUUUGCCACCGCCGAAUUCAUCACCUUCAUCUCAUCCUUUCUCACCCACUGGCUUACCGCCAGGACUUUCACCUAAUGGUGUAAGAGGUGGUCCAGUUAUGUGGAGACCUCAUCCCGCCUUCCCACCGAUCAAUCCAACAGACUUUUAUAAUCUAUUAGCUACUUGUCCACCCUGGUAUUCAGCUGCAGCUUUUGGUGCUCACCUACGAUCUCCUAACCCCAAUUCAGGAUCUUUGCCUGGUUCUCAAUCAAUGUCUCCAACAUCGGCUGCCGCCGCUGCUGCUCUUGCCUUUUCAACUCCCCCUCAUUUCUGGGCAGCCAAUGCAAAUAAUCAAAUAUCAGCUGAAAUCGCAAAACAGUCGUUAAUCAAUGCAACCAAUUUAGCCAAUGCUUGUAAUCCUCCCUCAUCAUCAACACCACCCUCUGGAUCCCUCACCACCACCAACAACAACAACAACCACAACAGUAAUAACAGUAAAGGAAACACUUCCACCACCCACAAUAACAAAGAGAGUACUAGUAACGGUAUUGGUCCAACUCGUCCUAAUCAUCCUCACGACCAAUCAACACACCGAUAUACACCUUAUCCUUUAUUUUCCCCUUCAAAGAAAGACAAUCAUUCAAGUCAUCAUUUAUCAUCUUCCUCCUCCUCAUCAUCACUGCCAAUAUCAUCUCUAUCCACACCACAACAACCCCAAUCACAACACCAACAAUCACCCACAUCACUUGCACCUCAUUCAACCUCUUCUCCAUCUCCAUCACCAACAUCAAACGUUUCCUUACUUUCCUCAUCUUCAUCUUCAUCUUCAUCCUCUUCUCCUCAUCCUCAUCUUCCUUUAAACCUUCUCAAUGGUCCAACCAACGGAUUAAACUUAUCAUCCAAUCAUCAUCAUCUCAACCCAAACCACAACUCCAACAACAACAACAACAAUAACAACACAAGCAAACGAUCAACAAUCAACUCCAAUUCCAAGCAUAAAAACCUCAAUCCAAAUGUAAACUCUGAAAACAAUAACGAUGAAGACGAUGAUAUAAACAUUGAAAGAUCAACUCCAAGUCCAUCAAAUUUAACGACAAUUAAAAACUGUAUUAACAACAAUUUAGAAAACAAUAAGAGACCAAUUGAUUGUACAGAUAAAUCUGAUUCAACUGAACCAAUCAGCUGAAAGAUGUUCAAUAUGAUUAGCAACAAUUUAGUAACCAACUAAUUAAAUCCAAUCUAAAUUUCUUAUUUCCUAUUGUAAAUUAAUUCAUCGUAAAAAAAAAAAUUAAUAAGCAAUCAACUUUUUAUUAUGAUUAACUUUUAUUAUUUAAUUGUUAAAUAAUCAAUGAUUCAAUAUGAUUAUUAUUAUUAUUGUAUUACUACAAUUAAAAGAAACUGUAUCAAUUAAAACUAAUAAUUAACUAAUUUAGUAAGUUAAUUAAUCACAAC
Messenger RNA from Panonychus citri (citrus red mite), 3991 nucleotides. Its product is annotated as T-box protein H15-like. Lineage: Eukaryota; Metazoa; Arthropoda; Arachnida; Trombidiformes; Tetranychidae. Gene Ontology annotation, biological process: cell fate specification; regulation of transcription by RNA polymerase II; heart development. Gene Ontology annotation, cellular component: nucleus. Gene Ontology annotation, molecular function: RNA polymerase II cis-regulatory region sequence-specific DNA binding; DNA-binding transcription factor activity, RNA polymerase II-specific. The record is from RefSeq and is a predicted model, not a curated record.